Molecule: messenger RNA, 3207 nt
Organism: Gossypium arboreum
Lineage: Eukaryota; Viridiplantae; Streptophyta; Magnoliopsida; Malvales; Malvaceae
Product: stearoyl-[acyl-carrier-protein] 9-desaturase, chloroplastic-like
Exons: 1
Coding region: 1755-2942 (395 amino acids)
Biological process (GO): defense response; fatty acid biosynthetic process
Cellular component (GO): chloroplast stroma
Molecular function (GO): stearoyl-CoA 9-desaturase activity; stearoyl-[ACP] desaturase activity
Source: RefSeq, a predicted model, not a curated record
AUUUUGACCAAAAUUUUCUUAAUUUUGACCAACAUUAGAAUAAUAGCUAACCCUAGGUGUUUUUACGUGAAGAAACACCCAGUCAUCACCUACAUUUCCUCCAUCUGGCACUCCCAUUUCACCAACAGGCGGAGAUAUGGCAGAACGACACCCAUGUGACACGGUCGGACCUUCUUGAGACUGAAUCGGAGGCGUCGACAAUGGGGCAUCAGAAUUUCGAUGAUAGCGGUAGUAGCACCGUUGGGCCAGAUGCCCAAAACGAUUGCAAAUCUGACACUGAAUUCGAGGGCGAAAUGUUAUCCCACGUCCUCGAGGGGACGAACGACCGCCACGGGCUGAGCUUUCCACCACGUGCGACAGCGCGGGCUCAACUAGGUUCGCAUGGAAGGAGAUCUUCUGGAUCGCACGGUUUUGUCUACUUUCGCACUCCACAAGGGCAUUGACAAGACGUUGAAAAGAUAUGAAGCCAGUCGAUAGCGAGGCGAAGGAGACGACGGCCUAGAACUCCAACGACAGUCUGGCAAGUAUGAUCUCGAUCCUCUCUUCAUCCGAGAUUCGCGAUCCUAAGGUCUCCAACAAAGCACAGAGACUCUUAAUCUGAGCAAUGUAAGUUUUAAUGGACAUGUUACCUUUCUUUAACGAAUGGAGUUCAUGCCAAAGGCGCGACUGUUUGGCACCUGUGUCGGCCGCAAAGGGGUCCGGUUGCCGUGGUCCAGACGUCGUAUGCCAACUUAGCAUCGGUGAAGGACGGUAGAAGCGACGCACCAAUCGUGGAGAGAAGCCACAAAGUUAGAAGUCGAUCUUAUUGUUUGAACACUUGAACCGAUGGAUUUGGAGAUAAAGAUCUGUCUAUAGUUUGAACGAACCGAGCUGGUGGAGGUAAGGUGCCAUUGAGGAAUCAGAGGAGAUCAUAACCAUCUAGAACUAACUUCACUUGUUGCUGCUAUCAUCAGCAAGCUUGACGACAUCAUGACGUGGGAAUGAAUUAAUCACACGAUCACCAUUGAAUGGUGCAAGACUCGGCUCAACCGAGGCGGAAUCGGUGGAGUUUAUUGUGGCCAUAGAUCCCAAAAUCAACUGGCGACUGAUACCAUGUUAGAAACUAUGUAAGAUUAAUGAACAAAUGAUUUAGAAGCAAAAUUUACUAGAGUAGAUGAUAAACUGAAACUGAUUUUAACUUCUGAAUCUUGAAUAUUUCACUUGCUUUCAUUCUUUUUAGAACUGUGUCAAUUCGGUUUUAACUGAGCUGUGAACACCCUUAGUAAAAAUAGUAUUAUUGAGCACAUGUAAGUACAGUAUGUUUUUUCAUUAAAAAAAAGUGUCAAUUAGUACAUAACUUAUGGCACAAGUUAUAUUUUUUCAUAACAUAACAACUUUCAAGAAAACAAUAUAUUUUCAUUACAAAUAUUUUCUGAAAAGUUAUGUUAUUCAAAUAAAUUAGUUCAAAUGCAAAGAAUAAUUAUUAUGAUUAUUACGAAAAUAUAAAUAAUAAUUAUAUUUUAAAAAAUUAGGUAUAGAGAUUAAAACUCUUAUUAAACACUAUCAAUUGAACCUAACUUUUAAUUACUAACCUUUAAUUACAAUAUAGAGAUUAUAAUACCCUAAAUUUUGGUUUCUGAGAAAGGAUAAAUAUUUCAAAAGUGAAAUUAGUAUUUGGAACUCUGUGGAGGAAACUGAAGCUGCCAAAGCUCGAGAACUCAAACCGAAACAAAAAAGAAAAAGAGCUCUUACACCCCCAAAAUACCUAAAAAGAAAUGGCUCUGAAAUUCAAUCCCAUCACUUUUCAAUCUCAGAAACUCCCUUCAUUUGCUCUUCCACCAAUGGCCGGCCUUAGGUCUCCCAAGUUUUUCAUGGCCUCUACUCUUCGUUCUGGUUCCGAAGAGGUCGAUCUCAAGAAGCCUUUCAUGCCUCCUAGGGAGGUGCAUGUUCAGGUCACGCACUCGAUGCCACCUCAGAAGAUUGAGAUCUUCAAAUCUUUGGAGGACUGGGCUGAGAACAACAUUCUAACUUACCUCAAACCGGUUGAGAAAUGUUGGCAACCCCAAGAUUUUCUUCCAGAUUCUGCGUCUGAUGGAUUUCACGAGCAAGUCAAAGAACUUAGGGAAAGGGCAAAGGAGAUUCCAGAUGAUUACUUUGUUGUUUUGGUUGGCGACAUGAUCACGGAGGAAGCUCUUCCAACUUACCAAACAAUGCUUAAUACCUUAGAUGGAGUUCGUGAUGAAACAGGUGCUAGCCUUACUCCUUGGGCAAUUUGGACAGGGGCUUGGACUGCUGAAGAAAACAGGCAUGGUGAUCUACUUAAUAAGUAUCUCUACUUGUCCGGAAGGGUCGACAUGAGGCAAAUUGAGAAGACAAUCCGGUAUUUGAUUGGAUCAGGAAUGGAUCCACGUACCGAGAAUAAUCCUUAUCUGGGAUUCAUCUACGCAUCAUUCCAAGAAAGGGCAACUUUCAUCUCCCAUGGGAAUACUGCCCGGCUCGCAAAGGAGCAUGGUGACAUCAAGUUGGCUCAGAUAUGUGGUAACAUUGCCUCUGAUGAAAAGCGCCACGAGACUGCAUAUACUAAAAUCGUUGAAAAGCUCUUUGAGAUCGAUCCCUACGGAACAGUCCUGGCUUUUGCUGACAUGAUGAGGAAGAAAAUCUCCAUGCCAGCACACUUGAUGUAUGAUGGCCAAGAUGACAAUCUUUUUGAUAAUUUCUCAGCUGUUGCACAGAGACUUGGGGUUUACACUGCCAGAGACUAUGCUGAUAUACUAGAGUUCCUGGUGAACAAAUGGAAGGUGACGGAGUUAACUGGACUUUCAGCCGAUGGGCGUAAAGCUCAGGAUUAUGUGUGCGGACUUCCGCCAAGAAUUCGAAGGCUGGAAGAGAGAGCUCAAGGAAGGGCCAAGGAAGCACCCAGGGUUCCAUUCAGCUGGAUAUUUGAUAGAGAAGUCCAGCUCUAAGGCUUUUUUAAGUUUUCUGAAGAUGAAAAAUGGUGAUUUCAGUUUCCUGCAACCGAGGUAGAAGUUUUCAACAUGCAAUUUCUCUUUUUAAAUUCCCCCAUGUAAUGUUGCUUGCACAAGUUUCAGUCAGUCAGAUUCAAGUUAAAAGUUUUAAACUGGAUAAAAAAUGUUUAUAAUCCGUUAGUACCCAAACCAAAAUGGCUAUGAACUAGAUCAAAAUCAAUUGAUUUCCGAUCAGUUAUAUACAGACUUAUGCUUCCAUGAA